Molecule: messenger RNA, 948 nt
Organism: Anopheles marshallii
Lineage: Eukaryota; Metazoa; Arthropoda; Insecta; Diptera; Culicidae
Product: polyprenol reductase
Exons: 1
Coding region: 1-948 (315 amino acids)
Biological process (GO): polyprenol catabolic process; dolichol-linked oligosaccharide biosynthetic process
Cellular component (GO): endoplasmic reticulum
Molecular function (GO): 3-oxo-5-alpha-steroid 4-dehydrogenase activity
Source: RefSeq, a predicted model, not a curated record
AUGUUCCCGUGGUUCGACAUUCGCACGAUCAAUCUGAUCAACUUUCUGUUCGUCAACCUGAUCGUCACCGUUGUGGUUCUGGGUGGACUAUUGGCAACUAUCGAGAAGCAUCUACCAACAGCCAUUCGACAGACGUUUCGCUACGGUAAACAUGCACUUAAAGGUACGCCGGAUCGUUUGGUGUCUUUGCUGGAGGUCCCCAAGGCAUGGUUCAAACACUUCUACGUCUUUGCUGCUGCUUGGGCGCUAGCUGGGUUUGCUGUGAUGAUGGGAACGUACAUUUCUGGCAAACCAGCUCCUGAGUACGUGAUAACAUUCCUCGAUACCAUGGCUACAAAUAAGCGCAUGGUGCGUACGACACCGACCGAAACAAUGAUUGCCAUGACGCUGAUCACGUUACAAUGCUUACGACGGUUCUACGAAACCUGGUUCGUGCAGGUGUUUUCCAGCAAGUUGAAAAUCAACCUUUCGGCGUACCUCGUCGGAUACAUUCACUACUUCGGCACGGUCGUGGCAAUCCUUUCUCAGGCAGAAGGAUUCACCCGCAUGGGUCCCGUAUCGCUACCUACCAAUGGGUAUCGGUUUGAGCCCACCUUAUCAUUAGGUUUAGCUAUCGGAGUGUUUUAUUACGCCUGGUUCCACCAGUAUCGUUCAAACGUUAUCCUAGCCAACUUGCGCAAAGACAAAACUGGAAAGGUGGUCAACCAUAAGCACAGCCUACCGACCGGGGACUUCUUCGAAGUCGUUUCCUCGCCGCACAUGUUCUUCGAGAUCGUGAUGUACGUCGUGCUGUUCGGGGUGUUGCAUCGGAACAGCUCGAUGGUUUACGUGCUACUAUGGGUGCUUUCGAAUCAGCUGAUGAACUCGUGGCUCACACACCAGUGGUACGUGGAAAACUUUCCCAACUAUCCGAAGCAAAGGAAAGCUCUCGUACCUUACGUGCUGUAA